AUGAUUGUAAAAUUUCAUAAGAAAACAGAGAGAAUAAAAGGAUUGUCGUUUCACCCAUAGCAACCUUGGCUACUCGUUGGAUUGCAUUCUGGAACAAUCCAAAUGAUUGACUAUAGAUUGGGAAGAACAAUAGAAGAAUUUUUCGAACAUGAAGGUCCUGUGAGAUCAGUUUAGUUUCACCAAUCUUUGAGUCUGUUUGUAUCAGGCUCAGAUGAUUUUACUGUAAGAGUUUGGAAUUACAAAACUAAAAAAUGUUAAUUUGUAUUGCGUGGCCAUCUAGAUUUUGUAAGAUGCGUACAUUUUCAUCCAGAAUUGCCGUGGUACGUCUAGAAUUUGGAAUUAUUAAUCAAGACAAAUGAUAGCAAUAGUAACAGGACACAGUCAUUAUGUGAUGCAUUGCGAAUUUCAUCCAACAAAAGACUUUCUAAUUACUUGUUCUUUGGAUUAGACUAUUAGAUUAUGGGUCAAUUGCAUAAUUAAAGAAAAGAUUUACUUAGAAGAAUGUAAAAUAUUCAAAUAAAUUUAUAGGUCCAAAAUGAUCAACAAAAUGAAUUAGAAUUAAUAUCAAUUUUAGAAGGACACAAUCAAGGAGUGAAUUGGUGUACAUUCAGUCCUACUGAAAAUUUAAUAUUGUCAGCAUCAGAUGAUAAGAAAGUCAAAGUUUGGAAAUUUUAUGAAUCAAGAGGCUUUGAAGUUGAUUCCUAUUAGGGUCAUAAUAAUAAUGUAAGCAGCGCUAUGUUUCAUCCAUUUGGAGAUUACUGUAUAUCUAAUUCAGAAGAUAACACAAUCAGACUUUGGGAUAUGAAAAAGAAAUGUGAAAUAGACUGUUUUACAAAUUAUGAAUUGGAUAGAUUUUGGGUUAGUGCUGUUCAUUAGAAUAAUAAUUAUUUUGCAGGAGGAAGUGAUUCUGCUUUAUACAUAUUUACAUUAUUUAGGAACAGACCUGCUAUUUAUUUGACAGAAAAUAAGAAUUUAUAUGUUGGAUCUAAAAAACAAAUCAAAUUAAUAGAUCUAUAGACUAGUUAAGAGAAAAUCAUAAAGAACUUCCAAGAAAUUACAUCUUUAAUAUCAGAUAAUCUAUUAUAAGAUAAUAUUGAGUUUAUCUAAUAAAAUAUUUAUGAGACUAGUAAAAACUAACUCUUAGUUAGGUUGAAGUAGAGCUCUCAUAAUAAAUAGAGAGGAAUAUGCAAAUAUGUGAUUUUUGAAUGUUAAACCAAUAUAAGUCAAAUCUUUCUGGGUAAGUCUGCGAUUUUCAUUGGAAAAUCUAAGAUCUUGAAGUCUAAAGAAAAUUCUGAAUUAGCAAUCUAUAAUUUUGAAGUUGAUUGUCAUACAGCUUUGGGCUUAAAAGCAGAGAAGGUCUUUCCUUAUUUAGGAGGUAAGGCCAUUUUUUAUACUGAUUAAAUAAUAAAUGUAUUUGAUCCUGUAGCUAAUUAAGUCAUCCAUCAAAUACCUUGCUCAAUAGAAUUUAAUAAUAUCAAACAAGUAUUAAGCAACGACACAUAUGUGAUGAUUUAAACUAAAAAAUCUAUUUAUCUGUUUACAAAAUCAUUCCAAAGGGUUACUUAGAUUUAAGAGUCGAUCAAUAUUAAAUCUGUAUUAUUUUUAAGUAGAACGUAAAACAGCUUAAUAUAUUCAACCAAGGUUCACAUAAAGUAUUUAUUAAUAAAUGGAGAUUCUGGUAUUUUUGGAACUGUGGAGACUGUUCCUUAUCUUAUACAAUUACAAUAACCAAUAGAUAAAUAGAGUGAAAAAUACAAAUUAUUUUACAUGAAUAAUGUUGGUAAAUUAUUAAAUAUGAGUCUUGAUUGCUCUGAAAUGCUAUUUAAGUAGGCAUUGAUGGAUAAAAAUGUUAAUUAUAUACAGAAUUUCUUAAAGACACGCAAGAAAAUGGGUGAUUUGAUUACAUCGUAUCUAUAUUAAAAGGGAUUUUCAAUGUUGGCUUAUCAAUUAGUUGAUGACAAAAGAGCUAAAUUUUAACUAGCAUUGUCUUCUAAUAAUUUAGAACUCUCCUAUAGAACAUGUGAUGACUUAAAGAACCCAAUUUGCUAUCAAUAACUAUCCGAAGAAGCCAUGAGAUAGGGUAAUCAUAAUAUAGUUGAAGUUUGCAAGUAGAAAUUGAGAGCUUCUGACGAAUUGUCUUUUCUCUAUACUAUCACAGGUUAAAAUGAGAAGUUGAAUGUUUUAAGUACAAUAGCCAAAGAAUAAAAUGAAUAUAAUACUAGAUUCUAAACAUUAUUACAUCUUGGAAAUAUUAAUUAAAGGAUUCAAUUUUUAUAGGAUUGUAAAUUGAGUCAUCUUGCAAAUCUUAGCAAAUUAGUACAUGGGUUGCAAUAUGAUUAAAAAUCGGUAAUUGCUGAAGAUUUAGAAUGGGUAUAAUCUUUGCAGCCAUAAACAUUAUAACCUCCUAUUUCAAUCAUAAAAUCUAAAUAACAUCCUUUAUUUUCUAUGAAUUGGCCUCAUAAUUUUGUAGACCAAGAUUAAUAAUACAAUCUGUUAAUAGAAGAAGAUUAAGAUACAAAAGAAAAAAAUCAAAAAUAGCAAGAAAAAUCAUCAGGGAAUCAAGAUAAAUAGAAUAUGAAUAAUUGUAAAAAUAGAUAGAAUGAAUAGAAAGUGGAUGACUAAUAGUAAUAAGAGAAGGAAGAAAUAUUUGAAGACUGUUAAUGGGAAAUAAAUGAAUAAGAACUUUUAGAAAUGUAAUUAAACUAAACAAAUUUGGAUUUUAAGAGCUUACAAUAUGGAUAUCCUGAUUAUAAAAAAGCUUUAUCACCUGUCGAAUAAGUAAUUACUGAAUAAUUUUAAUAAUGCUAAUAAACAUUAAAGUCAACAAAAAAUGUGACCAAUCUUAAUCUAUGUAAAGACUAUAUGAAAUAAUUGUGUUUGAGUUCAAUUAUGGAGAUAACUCAAAUACCUUUCCUAUAGGCUGCUCCAUAAAUGCUAUCAACUUUAUAAGAUAAAUAAAAUUUCAAUAGAAAUUCUUAAAAUCUGCUAAAAUUAGGUUAUAAGCAAACUACUGAUGGGAAAUUUCAAGAUGCUUUGAAUACGUUUAAAACUUUAUUAAGACAAGCAUUAUUUUAUGAGAAAAACACAGAUAUUGUACCGAUAUGUUUCAAUUAUAUUAUGGCUAUGAAUUGCGAAUUAAAUAAAAAAGAUUAAAGUGUUUCUAGACAAAUUGAAUUAGCUUGCUAUAUGGCCAUGUGUGAUUUAUAACCAAUACAUCGCUCUUUGACUUUAAGAGCAGCCAUGAGUUUGGCUUAUAAACAUAAGAACCAUUUGACUGGAGCUUAAGUAGCUAGAUAUUUGUUAAAAUUAUUGGAAAAGGCUCCAUAAGGAUCAGCUUAUGCUAAACCUGAAGUUAUAGAUAACGUUAAGAAAAUUUUAAAAAAUUGUGAACAACAAUUAAGAAAUGAAUAUCAAAUUGAUUUCGAAGAAGAUUAUUUAAUCUAAGGUUGUAAGAUUAUAUUUGCAGAUACUUUGACAAUCAAUUAGGAAUAAAGCAAUCAUUAAUGUUUGUUUGAUAAAGCAAUACAUUCUUAAAAAGGAAAACUUUGUAAAAUUUGUGAUUUGUGUUAUAUUAAUUGA
Messenger RNA from Paramecium tetraurelia, 3579 nucleotides. RefSeq lists its product as uncharacterized. Gene Ontology annotation, cellular component: COPI vesicle coat. Gene Ontology annotation, biological process: intracellular protein transport; endoplasmic reticulum to Golgi vesicle-mediated transport; retrograde vesicle-mediated transport, Golgi to endoplasmic reticulum. Gene Ontology annotation, molecular function: protein binding; structural molecule activity. The record is from RefSeq and is a predicted model, not a curated record. The transcript has 6 exons. NCBI's taxonomy places the organism in Eukaryota, Ciliophora, Oligohymenophorea, Peniculida, Parameciidae.